Anguilla rostrata (American eel) is the source of this 1361-nucleotide messenger RNA. Its product is annotated as 5-hydroxytryptamine receptor 7-like. The transcript is spliced from 2 exons. Lineage: Eukaryota; Metazoa; Chordata; Actinopteri; Anguilliformes; Anguillidae. The coding region runs from base 1 to 1341 and encodes 446 amino acids. Gene Ontology annotation, biological process: chemical synaptic transmission; G protein-coupled receptor signaling pathway, coupled to cyclic nucleotide second messenger; smooth muscle contraction. Gene Ontology annotation, cellular component: dendrite; plasma membrane. Gene Ontology annotation, molecular function: neurotransmitter receptor activity; G protein-coupled serotonin receptor activity. The record is from RefSeq and is a predicted model, not a curated record.
AUGGUGAUACACGCCAAUUCGGAGCUGUUUCAGAACAGACAUUUCUCCCUCGGACAAACAGAGGACCUCAGAAACUGGCAGGGCUUAUCCCCGUCCACCCCUGCGGCCGAAGCUCUUCUCCCAAUGACCGUACAACUUCCCCCUUCGGAUCUGCUUACCAGCAACGGGACCAACUCAACCAACGGCGGGGACGACGCAGUCCCGUACGGCGACGUGGAGAAGAUUGUAAUCGGCAUCGUGUUGUCCAUCAUAAAUCUCACAACGAUCGGUGGGAACUUGUUGGUCAUCAUCUCCGUGUGUAUAGUAAAGAAACUCAGGCAACCCUCCAACUACUUAGUGGUGUCCCUCGCCGCUGCCGACCUCUCGGUGGCGUUGGCGGUCAUGCCGUUUGUCAUUAUCACGGACCUCGUCGGUGGCGAGUGGCUUUUCGGGAAAGUUUUCUGCAACGUGUUCAUCGCCAUGGACGUCAUGUGCUGUACAGCCUCAAUUAUGAACCUCUGCCUCAUCAGCGUGGACAGGUACCUGGGGAUCAUGCGGCCGCUCACCUACCCGGUGCGGCAGAACGGGAAGCUGAUGGCCAAGAUGGUGCUGACGGUGUGGCUGCUGUCGGCCUCCAUCACGCUGCCGCCGCUGUUCGGCUGGGCCACCAACGUGACGGCGGAGCGGGCGUGCCUGAUCAGCCAGGACCUGGGCUACACGGUGUACUCCACGGCCGUGGCCUUCUACAUCCCCACCGCCGUCAUGCUGAUCAUGUACUACCGCAUCUACCGCGCCGCCCAGGUCAGCGCCGCCCGCCACAAGUUCAUCAGCUUCCCGCGGCAGAGCGGGCGGCCGGGGGCGGGGGGGUCCGGGGGGGCAGCGGGCGGCGGCGGCGUUGGCGGGGUCGCCGGGGCGACGGGCGAGCGGGGCCCGGGCGAGCGGCGCAUGCCCCGGCGGGAGCGGCUGCUGGAGGAGUGCGCGGCGCUGUCGCGGCUGCUCCGGCCCGAGCGGCGGCAGGCCUCGGUGUUCAAGCGGGAGCAGAAGGCGGCGCGCACGCUGGGCGUGAUCGUGGGCGCCUUCACCUUCUGCUGGCUGCCCUUCUUCCUGCUGUCGGCCGCCCGGCCCUUCGUCUGCGGCGUGGCCCGCAGCUGCGUGCCCCUGCGCCUGGAGCGCACGCUGCUCUGGCUGGGCUACGCCAACUCGCUGCUCAACCCGCUCAUCUACGCCGCCUUCAACCGCGACCUGCGCGCCACCUACUGGAACCUGCUGCGCUGCCGCUACCGCCACAUCAACCGCCGCCUGUCCGCCGCCGGCAUGCACGAGGCGCUCAAGGCCAAGGACCGGCCCCAGUGCAUCCUGUGAGAGAGGGGGGCGGAGCUGGG